This is a messenger RNA of Coregonus clupeaformis (lake whitefish), 1890 nucleotides long. It is a transcript of the gene nsun3, whose product is annotated as NOP2/Sun RNA methyltransferase 3. Gene Ontology annotation, cellular component: mitochondrial large ribosomal subunit. Gene Ontology annotation, molecular function: methyltransferase activity. Gene Ontology annotation, biological process: rRNA methylation. Lineage: Eukaryota; Metazoa; Chordata; Actinopteri; Salmoniformes; Salmonidae. The coding region runs from base 83 to 1372 and encodes 429 amino acids. The transcript has 6 exons. The record is from RefSeq and is a predicted model, not a curated record.
UGUCUUUAGAAAAACACACAGAAAUGUCAGUCAGUCAACCGUUUACUUAAACAAUUGAUUAAUUAGGUUUUUUAUUUAUGAAAUGUUUAGACGUUUAGUUUCGGGAGAGUUACUUAUUCUAAAGUGGAGCCAUUCUCAGUCGUGGAAAUGUCGAAGAUUACUGUCGUGCAACUCCGUUAUCGGUCCCGACCAUGGACAGGAACUGUCGAGAGAGCAGCGAACAGUUCCAACCAAACAGGUUCCUUCCCGACCUGAGAAACAGAAACGGGUGUGUAAAGUCAUAUUGGACCAUUUUGACCAACAGUACAGCCAGGAACUCGGCCCCUUAUGGCCGUCUGCAAGGGCUGUGUUGUUGAACCCUGGGUGUUGGCAGUAUGGGGUGAUGCUCAACCGCUUUACUGCUGUAUCAGACCUCAAACUACGCCUCCAAGGGCAAGGCUUCACCAGGCUACUACCCCACACAGACACAACCUCAGCCCUGCCUCUUAACUCCUCUCUACCCCAGCCUAGCUCCAGCCCUCACCCUGCCUCUCUCCCCCAGCCUAGCUUCAGCCCCCAGCCUAGCUCCAGCCCUCACCCUCACCCCGGUCCUCCUCCUCUCCCUCCCUCCCUGCAGUGUUUCAUCCACCCCUCCCCGGUGCGUUACCCCUCUCCUCCCCACCGCCAGGGCCAGUUAAAACUCUACUACCUGCUGAACGCUGCCUCCCUGCUGCCUGUCUUAGCCCUGGGGGUAGAGGACGGGGACAGGGUCCUGGAUCUCUGCUCUGCUCCUGGAGGGAAGGCCUUGGCUAUACUACAGACUGCUAACCCAGCUCUGUUGUGUUGUAAUGAAACGGACCCACACCGAAGUGAUUGGCUGGCCAAAACUCUGGAAUCCUUCAUCCCCCAAUGGCUGAGCAGCACUGUCACCGUGUCCAAUCAGGAUGGACGGAUCUUUGGGCAGAGUGAAGCCGGAACGUAUGACAAGGUGCUGGUGGAUGCUCCUUGUUCUAAUGAUCGUAGAUGGCUGUUCUCCUCUGGGACAGGAGGGGAGCAGGAAGGAGUUGUGAGGCUGAGGGAGAGGGCCAGGCUGCCCACACUACAGACACAACUGCUCAAGUCUGCGCUGACUGCGGUGCGUCCAGGGGGCGUGGUCGUCUACUCCACCUGCACGCUGUCCCGCUCUGAGAACCAGGAAGUGGUAGAGGCGGUCCUAAACACCUGUCCAGGGGUGGAGCUUCAAGACCUGGAGGAGGAGCUAGCCCUUCCUCUCCAGGAACACUUCACCUUCGCCACGUUAGGCCACACCCCCUCGUUAGGCCUCCUUGUGGUCCCACAGCAGGGCCAGACCUGGGGACCUAUGUUCCUGUCGCGCAUCAAGAGGACUCACUGACUGACUGACUGACUGACUGACUGACUGACUGACUGGUUGGUUGAUUGGUUGGUUGGUUGAUUGGUUGGUUGAUUGACUCGCUGACUUCCUGUCGCGCAUUCAAGAGGACUCACUGACUGACUGACUGACUGACUGGUUGGUUGAUUGGUUGAUUGAUCUCGCUGACUUCCUGUGGCGCAUUCAAGAGGACUCACUGACUGACUGACUGACUGACUGGUUGGUUGAUUGGUUGAUUGACUCGCUGACUUCCUGUGGCGCAUUCAAGAGGACGAACUGACUGACCAUGUCAGACACUGAGGCUGCUCUUCAAGGGUCCCACAAUGCAACAGGUUUUCAUUUGAUGGCUACUUCUAAGAGCAUGUGAAACCAAGGUAUGCGUUCGAAAUGGCACCCUAUAUUUCAUUGGGUAGAAAAAGGAGUAAAAAGUACCAUAAAAACAACAAAAAAAGAAAGUGAUCUUUCCACGAUCCUAUUUCACUUUUUCGUGUCAAAAACCGAAUAAACACUGCUGCACAUUC